Molecule: messenger RNA, 290 nt
Organism: Staurois parvus
Lineage: Eukaryota; Metazoa; Chordata; Amphibia; Anura; Ranidae
Source: the annotation of a GenBank genome assembly
GUUAAAGAAGUAGAGAGCCAAACUGGGGUGAUUGUUUCCCGUGACACAAUAUGGCAUACACUGCGGAGGAAUGGCAUGCAUGGGUGCCGUCCACAAAGGAAGCCUCUCCUAAAGCCCAUGCACAAAAAAGCCCACCUAUAAUUUGCCAGGGCCCAUGCACAAAAAGAAGACAACUACAGGGACUUUGGAGUGGUGAGACCAAGAUAAAUGUUUUUGGAACUGAUAGCUGCAAAACUGGCCUCAAAACUGAGUACAAAGAAAAAUGCAUGGUGCUUACAGUGAAACGUGGU